Copidosoma floridanum is the source of this 2612-nucleotide messenger RNA. RefSeq names its product BTB/POZ domain-containing protein 6-B. Gene Ontology annotation, molecular function: protein binding. NCBI's taxonomy places the organism in Eukaryota, Metazoa, Arthropoda, Insecta, Hymenoptera, Encyrtidae. Gene Ontology annotation, biological process: neurogenesis. Gene Ontology annotation, cellular component: P-body; cytosol. The record is from RefSeq and is a predicted model, not a curated record.
UCCUAUACGCAGCUAUACAAGUACGGCUGUCACCGUGUGUUAACGUCUUUAACAAUAAUAAUAAUAAUAAUAAUAAUAAUAACAAUAAUAAUAACAAUAAUAACAAUAUGUUAUUUUGGCUGGUGUAGCGCUUUUACUAGGCUAUCAGGCAUAUUAUAUAUGAAGGUUUCGAGGUACCGAAAUAGAUUGGCUCUAUCAUCAUCGUCGUCGUCGUCGUCGUCGUCGUCGUCGUCAUCGUCAUCGUUGGAGCAAGGAGCUUGGAGAGGAGAAAACUCUACUGCUCUCCGUGCUCGUGCUCGCGGUAAUGUAGGACUAUAAUUUUUUACACCAAAUCGAAUUACCACUAGCAGUCACCCUGGAGUCCGAGAAGAUCAACGCUAACCAGCAAAAGGGGGCCAUGGUAGUUCCCUACGACUGGCAAACGACAAAGCGCCAUGUUGCCCAAAGAUGCCAGUACCUGCUCGAAAUGGGCCAGUGGUCCGACUGUCGGUUCAAAGUCGGCCAAGAGCCGAACCAGCAGAUCGUAGAUGGACACAAAGUUUUCCUGGCCAUGUCCAGUCCUGUGUUUGAGGCAAUGUUUUACGGAGGCAUGGCUGAAAAAAACGAUCCUAUUCCCAUCAGAGAUGUUCAGCCAGAAGCCUUUAAAGCAUUACUCGAGUACAUUUACACGGAUAAAGUAAAUCUAGGCUCCUUUGAGCUGGCCUGCGAACUGUGUUACUGCGCCAAGAAGUACAUGCUACCAUUUCUGGUCAAAGAAUGCACAGAAUACUUGUGGUCCGAUUUGUCGCCCAAAAAAGCUUGCAGAGCUUACGAAUUUGCUAAAUUGUUCGAAGAGCCUGUUUUAAUGGAUAAAUGCUUGCACAUUAUGCGCACAAGAACUAAAGAAGUGAUCAACGAAUCAAGUUGGGAUGACGUUGAACAGGCAACUGUUUUGACUCUUUUGGAUCAAGAUGCAUUGGACAUAAACUCUGAAAUAGAUUUAUUCAAUGCUGUUGAAAAGUGGGCUAAAGCCGAGUGCACCAGAAAAUCGUUGGAUUUGUCUGAGGCUAAGUCUCUGAGAUCUGUCAUUGGAAAUGCUUUGACUAAAAUUAGAUAUCUCACUUUGAGUCCGCAAGAAUUUGCAGAGGGACCUGGAAAAUCUCCAUUGUUAACGCAACAAGAAGCUUUUGCACUUUUGAUGAACGUUUCUUCUCGAAAUAGUGAAAUUCCAAUGCCUGAGGGAUUUUCCACAAAUACACAGAGAAGAUUUAGUUUACUGGUCAUGAAAGUGUUGAAUCCUGAUUUUUCUAAGAGAGCUCAGCCAAAAACUAUGUUUGGAAAACUCCCAUAUGAUAUUGAAGAGCGUCCUAUUAAUUUAGUCACAUCUUCAUCUCUUAUUCCAUAUCUCAUUGCUGGAGAACAUCCCAGCUCUAGCCAAGAAGCUGACACUCUAAGAAGACAGAUUGAGGAAAACAGCAUCAGUUCGCAAGAAAGACCAUUGGCAGUAGCCAUCAAUGAAUAUCGUGAUAGCCAAAAAUAUUACUGCAUAAGAACCGUCGAGCAACAGUCAGAGGUCUACAAUGAUAAUAUUUUAGACUGUACUGUCACGUUUGUUGUUGAUAAAUCAAUAUGUGUACUCGGAAUACAAGUACCAUCGCAGAUUUUAAACAUGGCUCAUGACACUCAACCACCCAAGUCAUCAUACACAGAAAUAUUAUAUGCUCACCUACUUGAUUCUUUUGGUACUCGCUUGACGUACACUCAUUUCAGCACAAAAGUUGAAGUUCAAGAGUUAAUAGAAGUUACUUUCAAUCGGCCCAUUAUGGUUCAAAAAAAUAAACUGUACAAAAUUGGUGUUGUAUUCAACAGAGAUGGCUGGUAUCCACUGGCAAAUUGUAGCCAAAGUAUAAUCUGUGAUAGCGUCCUGUUCCGCUUUGGGACUGGCAAUUCAAAUGACACAAAUCGAGAUGGUUUAAUAAGAUCCAUUGUUUUUACAUAUCUAUAAUGUCUAUAAGAUGGGCUUGCUGGAGUUGCGCGUUGAUUUAUCCUCGGUAUUUAAAAAAACCACCAAGAAAAACAAUGUAAGUUGAAAAUUUUAAUUUAGAAAUUAAAUUUGGACGUAUUGAAAUAAAUUGACGGUUAAUUAAAAUACUCAUGGAUGAAAUUCUUACUUCAACAAAUUUAUAGUUUUGUAAAAAAUAAUGAAAUCAUCAUGCUGCAUAUAAAAUUGUUAAAGUUAAAACAUGUUAAUAUUACCUAAAAAGAAAUGUCAUUUGAUGGGUACUAACAUAUUGAAAAUCUUUAUCGAUUAAAUAUAAUACUAAAAAAAUUGUGGAAGAAUUUAUUAAAUGAAAUUUAUUUAUAAAUAUAACAUAAACAACAACGCUCAAAAUAUUGAAUAAAAUAUAGAUACAGAAGACUGUAAAAAAAAAAAUUCUAAUGUCAACAAUUUUACACUCUCGAUAACCAAUAAGGAUUAGUUAAAUACCUCCCAACAGUAAUAGUUCUGGUCUAGUUUCCAUGCUCGCACUGUCGCAGGGAAAAUUGCCACUAUCGAAUGUAUUUUGUAAUUUGUUAAAAAGUUUUUUUUUCAUUUAAUAAAACCAAUCUCAAUUUUUAAUAGAUGCACCGCC